Messenger RNA from Aspergillus welwitschiae, 1872 nucleotides. RefSeq lists its product as uncharacterized. The record is from RefSeq and is a predicted model, not a curated record. The transcript has a single exon. Bases 1 to 1872 code for a protein of 623 amino acids. Lineage: Eukaryota; Fungi; Ascomycota; Eurotiomycetes; Eurotiales; Aspergillaceae.
AUGUCCAAAGCUAACACCCGGGCAGUCCCCUGGACUUCCCAUCUCAUCUACCUCCUCCUAAUUCUCCCCACUGCCCUCAGCAUCACCCUCCUGCUCAGCGACUCUCAGCACUGGACCCUUACGGGCGACCUCUACACCUUCAUCAACCACUACCGCACAACCGUGCAAACGGCCCUUCAGGUCCUAGCCACUUUCCUCGGCGCUAUCCAAAUUUACAGCAUCUGCCGCCUCAUCAACCACGCCACUCGCAUCUUUUUCAAACACUCCACCCACCACACGACCCUCAACGACCUCGCCCUCUGGUCCGCCCUCUCCACCCCAACUACCAACUUCACCCUCCCUCUACCCCAAAUUCUCCUCACUCUCCUCCUCGCCAACCUUUCCGCCGUCCUCUCCGCCCUCUGGACCGGCGCCCUCACCCCAACCUCCACCACAACCACCGCCAAUACCACUAUCCUCAUCCCGUCCUACGCCAACCGUUCCUUCAUCAAAGAAUAUCCCUCCCAGAUCGACACCACCGGUCCCUCCCUCCGCACCUCCCUCGGCUACUUCACCUACUCCGUCGGCGUCGGCCUCCUUACUUCCCUCGUCUCCUCCGCUUCCACCGCCUCCCCGCUCACCGGCUCCCUCCGCGCCCGCUCCCACGCCAAACUCGACUCUACCGGCUACUCCUACUCCGGCCGCUCCUACGGCGUCGGCAGUACAGUCGGCCUCGCUGACGAAAAUGUCACUUCGUCUUACCCAUACGCAGCCAACUACACCUACCGCGAACGCGGCUAUCUCACCCGCGUCUCCUGUCUAUAUAACACCUCCUCUCUCUUCCUCCUGGAAGAUACCUACGACACAGCCCUAUAUGUUGCCAAAGGCCCGCUACCGGACAGUAACGUCUCCUCAGGCGAGUACUCCACCUACACGGGGUGGUCGACAGACACGAUCGUAGCCCUGGGCGUAGCCAGCCAGCCAGCGGCAUACACAAAGGAGAGGUACGUCGCAGCGGCAGCGGGGAGCUAUUAUGCGUCGUUGAACGCGAGUCAAUGCCUAAUCAGCUUCGUACCAAGCUGGUUCUCCGUGAACGUGGGUAUUCAAGAGAAAGUGGUGGAUGUGGUACCGCUGAACAACACCACCUCUUUUCCAGAAGAAGAAGACACCGACAUAGACAUCGACCCCACCAACAAAACCAUCCACGUCGCCAUGCGCCAGCUCGAACUCAUCUCCAACGACCUCACCUCCUUCUACCGCUCCACGCUCGGCGACGCAUUUAACACCUCCAUCGCAGAUCACGCCACGAAUACCAACACCACCGCCACCAUUUCCUCGAACUUCACCACCACCACAUCAAACUCCACCGACAAUGUAACAACAACCCUGACAGCCAUUCAAAACACCUAUAUCUCUCUCAUCGACGAUAUCCUCGCCGCGUACGCCUCUGCGCAGAUCAUGGUGGGGAAUUUCUCUCGCCCCGCUACGGCAACGGUUACGAUUGAUGCGUUGCGUCUGGGUUCGAGGGUGUAUAUUGUCGCGGUGUUUGUGGUUAAUGUGCUUGUGGUGCUGGGGGUUGGGGUCGAGAUGGGACGGACAGGUGUGUGGAGGGCCCUGCCUGGGUUUGAUUAUUUGGAUGCGAGGAUGUUGGUGCUGGGGGGUGCAAAUGGGGGAAGGGGGAUCGCGGAGAGGGCGGCGGAUGUGGGGUGGAAGGGGUCGGAAACGGGGAAGAUUGGGGUCCGGCUUGUUGGGGUUGGCGGGGUGAGGGGGGUGGGGUGGGGGUUGGUUUAUGGGAGUCGUAGUAGGAGUAAGGGUGAUGGUGGUGGUGGUGGUGAGAAGGGGAGGGAAGGGAGGAGAGCGUCGCAGGAGACGUUGGUGGAGGGGUGGAUUUGA